UUAGGUCUAUGUUGUCAUCAAACGGCUAAAAACUGUAAAGACAGAAAUCGCAAACAAGAAAUUCGAACGGUUUUAAGAGAAAAAUAAGUUGAUUAGAUUUUCUUCUUAAUAUUAUUCUUUAGUCACGCAAAACUCACUUGUUGACUCUUGAUGAGAUUUUCGGUUAAACUUGAAAUUGAUUAUUCUGAAUCUGAUAUCGUUACUCAAAAUAAAAUGAGAAAUCUCAACGAUUUUUUACUACCACACAAGGAGGCCGUUUGUAUAUGUGAAAUUGAUGGUAGGCCUUAUUACUCUGAAGAUUCUUAUGAUAAAAUCUCUAAUUUUACAUUGGCUGUCGAAACUCAUCCAGUUAUACACAUAACAAAUGACCUUAUACAUGCAGUUUCAUCUGGCGAGGAGGGUAGAUCUUUAUUUUUAUCAGUUGAUGUGCCAUUUUUGAAGCAGUUAACACAAGUAUAUUAUGAACAUGGUUUAAUAGAAGCACUACAUACUGCUUCCACUCACAGGCACAAAAUAAUAUCUAAUUUAGCCUAUGUGACUCUAAGUGUGUUUAAUAUCUACCAAAGAACCAGAUUAUUUUUAAAUCCAAGUCUACAAUAUAAAGGAAUCAAUACAAUACAUGAAUAUAGUCAAACACGCAACUGGGCAAGCCACUCUGUAAGAUGUCUUGCUUGGCAACCUUAUUCUUGUAUGAUAGCGGUUUGUACAGUAGAUGAUAGUGUGCGUAUCUACACAAGUGAUAAUACAAUUAAUUAUUUGUUGAGAUGCAAGCAACAAAAAAAUGUAACAUGUUUGGCUUGGAGGCCUCAUACAAAUGGAGAACUAGCAGUUGGACAUGAGGGAGGCAUUAUAGUAUGGAGUAUAGAUCCUCAUUCUUUGGUAGUAAGACCAUCAAUAAGUAAUGCCAUAAUUUUAUAUGAAAUGAAUCAUAAACCUGUGAUAAGCCUUACUUGGUCUCCUAGAGGAGACUUUUUAGUAAGUGCUGCUGCUUGUGAUAAAUCCAUAUAUGUGUGGAAUGUAGAACUCAAUAAAAAUAGUACAUUAAAAAAACCAGGUGGGUCAGGAAAUGUAAUUGUCAAGUGGUCUCCUUCUGGUGACAAGAUGUUUUCAUCCACUAAUGGAAUUGUUUUUAGAGUAUGGGAUUGCCAAACCUGGGAAUCUGAAAAAUGGAUGGUACUUGCAGGAAGAGUACAAACCGCAUGCUGGACUAACUGUGGUACCCACCUUCUAUUUGCUACAUCCACUGAACCACUGAUUUAUGCUUUACGAGUGAAAAGUGGUGUAGUCUUUACUUCCGAUAUUGAAUCUUCAAAUGAUCAAGCAAUUCCCUUGUUUGACCUAACUAAAAUUGAGCUUGAUGGUGUUUGUAUUGGAGGUUUGGUUCAAACAAUGGAAAUAGAUCCUAAGGGCAAUAAUUUGGCUGUGAUGUUCCAAAACACUGACGUCAUUGCUUUAUUCAACAUAGCUAGAAAACAUAACAUUGAGUUGAUUGCAAGUUCAUUGAUAACGCAAUGUGGUGCUUCACCAACAACAAUAGCUUUCCAACAAAACUUCGAACAAGGGGCAUGUUUGUCAAUCGGAUGGUCCAAUGGAAAAGUGCAGCAUUUCCCUAUAAUAUACACAGAUUUAUCAAACAGCUUGAAUAUGUCCAAUGUCAAUACCUCCAUGAAAACUUCACUAUCUUAUCAAACAUUUCAAAACCUUUAAUUUUCAAUAAACUUGUUUAACUGUU
Messenger RNA from Harmonia axyridis, 1732 nucleotides. Its product is annotated as aladin-like. NCBI's taxonomy places the organism in Eukaryota, Metazoa, Arthropoda, Insecta, Coleoptera, Coccinellidae. The transcript has 5 exons. Gene Ontology annotation, cellular component: nuclear pore. The record is from RefSeq and is a predicted model, not a curated record. Gene Ontology annotation, biological process: nucleocytoplasmic transport. Gene Ontology annotation, molecular function: protein binding. The coding region runs from base 151 to 1707 and encodes 518 amino acids.